Messenger RNA from Neomonachus schauinslandi (Hawaiian monk seal), 525 nucleotides. RefSeq names its product ferritin light chain-like. Gene Ontology annotation, cellular component: cytoplasm. Gene Ontology annotation, biological process: iron ion transport; intracellular iron ion homeostasis. The record is from RefSeq and is a predicted model, not a curated record. Gene Ontology annotation, molecular function: ferric iron binding; ferrous iron binding. Bases 1 to 525 code for a protein of 174 amino acids. Lineage: Eukaryota; Metazoa; Chordata; Mammalia; Carnivora; Phocidae. The transcript has a single exon.
AUGAGUGCCCAGAUCCGCCAGGAUUAUUCCGCCAAGGUGGAGGCUGCUCUCCAGCACCUGGUAAACCUGCAUCUGCCGGCCUCCUAUACCUACCGCGCUCUGCGCUUUUAUUUUGAAGGUAACGAUGCAGCUCUGAAGGGCAUGGGCCACUUCUUCGAAGAGUUGUCUGAGGAGAAGUAUGAAGGUGCCCAGCGCUUCUUGAAGAUGCAAAACCAGUGGAGUGGCUGCCCUCUCCUCCAGGAUGAGCAGAAUCUGUCCGAAGAUAAGUGGCUUAGCAGCGUGGAUGCUAUGGAAGCCGCGAUGGCCUUGGAGAAGAACCUGAACCAGGCCCUUCUGGAUCUGCAUGCUCUGGGUUCUGCCAACACAGAUCCUCGUCUCUGUGACUUUCUGGAGAGCCAUUUCCUGGAAGAGAUGAAACUCAUCAAGAAGAUGGGUGACCUUCUGACCAACCUCCGCAGGCUGGCUAGCCCCCAGGCCGCGCUGAGUGAGUAUCUCUUCGAAAGGCUCACCCUGAAGCCCGACUAG